Artibeus jamaicensis (Jamaican fruit-eating bat) is the source of this 1827-nucleotide messenger RNA. RefSeq names its product N-acylethanolamine acid amidase (gene NAAA). The transcript has 11 exons. The record is from RefSeq and is a predicted model, not a curated record. Gene Ontology annotation, biological process: fatty acid metabolic process. Gene Ontology annotation, cellular component: lysosome. Gene Ontology annotation, molecular function: fatty acid amide hydrolase activity. NCBI's taxonomy places the organism in Eukaryota, Metazoa, Chordata, Mammalia, Chiroptera, Phyllostomidae. The coding region runs from base 60 to 1124 and encodes 354 amino acids.
CUUCAACCGGCGCUGGCCUUGGCUGCUUCGAUCCUAAUUGUGGCCACCCAGCCGGAGCCAUGCGGACUGCGGGCCCGGGGACGUGCCUGGUGCUGCUGCUGCUUUUGGCCGGAGCUGGGGUGUCUGCUGUUUCCGUGCCCCGAGAUCCGCCGCUCUUCAACGUGAGCCUGGACGUGGCCCCGGAGCUGCGCUGGCUACCGGUGCUGCAGCACUUCGACCUGGACUUGCUGCGCGCCACCAUGGCGCACAUCCUCGGGGAUACGGUCCCCAAGUGGGUCCAUGCAGUAAUGCGAAAGGCGGUCAAGGAGCUGGAAGGCUCUCUGCCCCAGCCCUACACCGACGAGGUCCGCGGCAUGUGUGACGUCCUGAACUUCAGCCUGGCCGACUGUCUCCUCGUUAACCUGGCCUACGAGUUCACCGCAUUCUGCACCAGCAUUGUGGCUCAGGACUCCAGAGGCCACAUUUACCAUGGCCGGAAUCUGGAUUAUCCGUUUGGGGACUUCUUACGCAAGAUGACUGUGGAUGUGCAAUUCUUAAAAAGUGGGCAGAUUGCAUUCACAGGAACGACUUUUGUUGGCUAUGUGGGAUUAUGGACUGGUCAGAAGCCAUACAAGUUUACAAUUUCUGGUGACGAACGAGAUAAAGGCUGGUGGUGGGAGAAUGUGAUUGCUGCCUUUUUUCAGAGACACUCUCCAAUCAGCUGGCUUAUCCGCACUACCCUGAGUGAAUCAGAAAACUUUGAAGAAGCUGUUUACAAAUUGGCCAAGACUCCCCUUAUCGCUGGUGUGUAUUAUAUUGUUGGUGGCAUGUCUCCCCGGGAAGGAGUGGUCAUCACCAGGAAACGAAAUGGUCCAGUGGACAUUUGGCCUCUGGAUCCUUUAAAUGGAGCGUGGUUCCGAGUUGAGACAAAUUAUGACCACUGGAAGCCAGCACCUGAGAAGGAUGACCGAAGAACACCAGCCAUCAAAGCCCUUAAUGCCACGGGCCCCGCAAACCUCACCCUGGAGGCCCUCUACCAGGUUUUGUCUGUGUUUCCGGUUUAUAACAACCUCACAGUUUAUACUACGGUAAUGAGUGCUGCCAGCCCAGAGAAGUACAUGACGCGGAUCCGAAACCUGGAUUAAAAGGAAGUAAGCAGAAGAGUGAAUUCACCUGCUUUGAAAGGUGAUUUUUUAAAAAAAUGGAAUCUUGAGGAACUGCACUUUAAAAACUAAAAGUGAAAGGACUGUAUUAUUUUAUGGACCAUACAGGCUUCUUCCUUAUUAAACUUUUCAACCUUGUGAACUGGGGAGGGGGAGGAUCACUUUGGAGCUUGUUUUGGUGAAAUGGGUAACAGGCCUCUUGUAUUCGCUUCCCUUUUCGGGUUUAUCCUGCCCCUCCCCGACCUUUGUCCGUCCUGGCUUGACAGACAUAUAUUCAACUGACUCAAAGAUCGUUGGUCUCAGCAGUCGAACCACAUCCCAGCUUCUCACCAAAACGUAGCUAUGUUGUUCCACCUAAGCUUAUAAGGAAAUGAGCUCUUCGUUCAUUAUGAAGUAUUUCUGGAAGAAUCUGAGAAGAAAAGAUUCUUCUCAAAGAAAUGGAGAGCUCUCGUUGGAAUAGAGCCUGUUUGAAUAUUCGUUAGUCUGACCUUUGAUCAUGUAUUUCAUGUGAUGAGAUUCUCAUUUUUUAUAAUGUUUCUAACAUGAUGUACCUCUUUUUUCUAAAUAGCUACUUUCUUACUUUGUGAAAGCAAUAUGCAACCAAAUAAUUUCUGAUGGUCACUUAUCACUAGUUAAUAAAAUGCUGAAAAAGACGUUGGUGAGGAAAAUUAAAAUUUCCAACACA